Molecule: messenger RNA, 3617 nt
Organism: Tarenaya hassleriana
Lineage: Eukaryota; Viridiplantae; Streptophyta; Magnoliopsida; Brassicales; Cleomaceae
Product: protein TIME FOR COFFEE-like
Exons: 12
Coding region: 141-3239 (1032 amino acids)
Biological process (GO): regulation of circadian rhythm
Cellular component (GO): nucleus
Source: RefSeq, a predicted model, not a curated record
UGAUGAGCACUGAAAUACAGAGGCACCAAAAACCUGGUGGAACCCCAGAACCCAGAUAAGAGAGAGAGAGAGAGAGAGUUUAUACUGAAGCAAGAAGCCGAUGCUCGAUUGAUGGGUUAUUCGUGUUGGUAGCGUUCUGCAUGGAUAGAACCAGAGAAGCUCGAAGAUCCGCCAUGGCGGCCUCAAAUGGUUUAUCCAGGCGGAGACAGAGAAGCUCAGAUGAUAGUCAUGCGGAGAUUAUGCAGGAAGGGGUGACGCUGAGAGAUCGACCGGAGAAGAAAGAACGAGAUCGUGAAUCGUUGAAUCGUAGCAAGAGGAGGCGAAGCGACAGGUUCGUGGUGAAGAACGAGAUAGAUGCAGAAGAAGACAGCUCUGAUGAAAGUCUGGAUGACGAAGAUAUUCCGAUAUCUCAUAACUCCGCUUCGUCCCAGCCGAAUCAUCUCAGGAAGAGCUUCCCACCGGCUCGUGUUCCCAGGCAUGCGAUGGCGAAGACGGGAAUGGAUCCAUCUUUGCAGGCCGCCGAUGACAUGAUCGGUGUUCCUGUUCCCAGGAAGGCUCGGUCAGCUUGCAUAAAGAGGGCGCAUGACUGCCGGACUUCUUCGGGAAGCGGUGGAGGAGGGUAUGGAGAUGACCACCGGAGACCUCCAGCCUCGCCGGCGAGUUACAGCUUCGAAGCUGCAUCUCCGUCUUCCUCCAUUGUUUCGGCCAAGCAGAAGAUGAACGUAAACAGAUCCAAAUUCCGUGUCCUGAAGCCACUGAAAUCCCCCGGCACGAUGGAGGACGACCUGGAGUUUGAGAUAGCGGAGGUUCUAUCUGGGCUGAAGAAGCAACCACGCAAAUCCAAGAAGGAAGAGGAUUCGGAUAACCCUCUAAAAUCGUCUGAAUUGAAAGAUUCGAAAAAGAUGGAAACAAAAGCUGAUGAUUCUUCCGCGCAUGUAGACAACGAUUCCAUCACAUAUACAGCGAGAACCGAAGCCGGAAACUCUGGGAACAUCGAGAUAUCCAUGGCUAAACCAGAGAAACCAGCGGGGUUUUAUUCCAUAUCUCACCGGACUGCCGGAACUGAAGGGGUGGAGGCAUCGUGCGCAGCCAUGGAUACGGAAAUCGGAGCUCAGAAACAAGAGCAAUUGGAUAGCCCCGAUGGUGUUUUGGAGAGAAAGAGACAGGAUUCUACAGCGAUGAAAGGCGGGAGGGAGGAAAGUUACGCUAAUAACAAGCUCGAGCUCUGCCUUGUGGUUCCUCCUCCAAUGGCCUCCUCGCCGGAGAGAGAUUCUCUUCCAUCGGCUUCUGGUUCCAACCCAAUUGCUCAAGAUUACAACAAGCUGGAGAGUUCUGAAAAGAGCAAUGAGAAAGCUAUUACAAAAAAGGACACAAGCCUGGAUGAAAUCGAAGAGAAGGGGGUCCAAAAUCGUGAUUGGUUGACGCUUGAUCUUCAGAAACAGAGUCACGACACCGUCAGAGAUUCUAGCCUUGGAUUACGAAAUCAAGGUCAGAACCAGCAGUUGCAGGCUAAAUCUGCUCAGCCGAGUUCAGAUCCGCCUUUGCCGAUAGCUGCAGGUGGCUGGCCUAAUGGGCUUCCUCCUCCUACGAGAUAUGUGUCCCAACUCCACGCUGUUAAACCUGUUGAUGGGAUCACUGGAUCUCCAAAACUGCAGACUGCCUCUCAGCCUAGGCCUAAAAGGUGUGCCACACAUUUUUUCAUUGCUCGGAACAUCCAGUUGCAUCAGCAGUUUGUCAAAACAAACCAUGUCUGGGUGCCAAAUCAAGCCUCUGUUUCUUCAAAUGGUGGCGGUUCCACGCCUAGCAAUCUCUGUGUCGUACCACCGACUGCUGCAGAAGGCUUAAUCCAUGGAAAUCCAUCCAUGCAUGGGAGUUUUCCCAUUCUUAAUUUGAACUCUCUGGCACAAGACAAAGGGAAAAUCGUGGCUAAUGUUCCUUCCCAGAAAGAUAAGGCCUAUGGGAGUGGCAAUUCUGCUGAAGCUACACAAAAGAAGCCACAGCUUCCUUCUGCACCUAGUAAUUUGGCGCCUGCUCCAGCUUUCAUCUUCCCCAUGAACAACCACCAGCAUCUGGUCAUGGGUGCUGCCAAUCAGUCUGUGCCUUGUAAAUCCUCUGGCCCAACAAAGAAUCCAUCUUUGGCCAGUGGUUCAACAUCCGUCAGCUUUAGCUAUCCAAGUUCAUCGACCAGUGGAGCCUCUCAGUACUUGACAAUUUUACCAAACAAUGGGUAUUCGUUUCAAGUGUCAACCGGGCCUGCUUCUACAGGUGGAGCCACCGGUCCGGUGUUGCCUUUCUUCAAUGGAUCCUUGUAUCCACCGCAGAUGCUCCAACCUCCUCAGCUUCUGCAGAAACAGGGUCAAACCCACAAAGAGACAAGCACAUCGAGUGGCUCAUCGUCAUCCCACAGGCAACCGCACUCCCAAAUUGUUGGGAGUAGUAAUUUGAGUCUGGCCAAUGUGCAGAAACAGCGUCUGCAGUCAACUGCUCAUCAGUCUCAAAAACCUGAGAUGAAAACAAGGGAAGAUAAUUCUUCCUUGGUCUCUGAUUUUAGGGGUUCUCGCACUCUGACAGUUCCUGUCCAGCCACUCAACUCUCCCAUGCCAUUUGCCUCAUACAGUGGCAGUGGUGCGCCUGCAAGUCUGAAUUUUACAUCCAACGGAUACCGAAUUGUACAUUCCCCUCAGGCUGGUCAACAGAAAAACCAGCAACAACAAAGUGAUGGGAAGACCGGAGGCUGUUCAACAGUUUCUGGGAAGGCCACUCCCACUCCCAGAAAGAAUGGGCAGACACUGGCUUUUGACAAUUCAGCGAGAACGUUGAACUUCAUGUCUGGGACUUGGUCAUCUUCUGCAGUUACCGUGGCAGCGUCUACUCAGAAACAUCGGCAGGCAUCUGGUCGAAGUAAAUUGAUGGAUGAACACAGCUUGCCAGCAACAUCGCUGGCAGCCAAGUUCCCCAACAGUAUAUGCGUUGAGACAGCGAAGUCAGACCCAGCAGCGUCCCCACUGGCAUCUUGUUCUUCUAUGAGCAUCCGGCAGUACCAGUCUCAGCAGCCAAAAGGAGAGACACAGAUCUCGUUCGCGGUGGCAUCUCCUAAUAACAAAACAAGUUGUACGGUCGUCAGUCCGCCAUCGAGCCAACAGCAAGUGGAGAAAGCAGCAUCCCCAGUGUGCGGAAGGAAUAUGAUGAAGUCCAUCAUAAGCUCAUGCCCGUCUCAUCUCUCCGAGCUCAAGUACUAGUCGUUUUACCAAAUGGUACGUAACGUAUCCAUGCUUAACCAUUUUUGAAGUGUGUGCAUAGCGGGGCUGGGCUUCGUUCGAUGGUGGGAGGGGAGGCUGUGGUUGACAAUGACAGCAAUCGUCUUUUGCUUUUCAAUCGUAUGUCUUUUGUUGCCGAUUCUUUUCUUUAAUUGUAGUUGGGCCUGAUGUACAUGCAUAGACUCGCUCGUCCUUAUCCACACCCACAUUAGUUAUAACCUCUGCUCCCGACAGAUUCCUCGCUCUCAAUUCUGUAAUUAACAUGUUUUUUCAGUCAGAUGCGAGAGAAUUUGGUUGUCGUGGAAAAGAAUUCGUGUUCUUUCUUAAGCGAUUAAAUUUCCAUACGCAAUUAACUGUGUA